AUGAGAAAAAACAGUUCUGUGACUGAGUUUGUCAUACUGGGAUUCUCUAAUCACCCAGACACGAGUUCCAUUUAUUUUGUGUUAUUUCUGUGCAUUUACAUCAUCACAGUGCUGGGCAACAUCCUCAUCAUUAUCAUCAUCAAUGUUGAUCCGUCCCUUCACACCCCCAUGUAUUUCUUUCUCAGGAACUUGUCCUUCCUGGAGAUCUGCUACACCUCAGUCACCCUGCCCAAGGUACUGUCCAACCUCCUCUCAGAGAAUAAAACCAUCUCCCUUGCUGGUUGUGCAGUACAGAUGUAUUUCUUUCUAUUCUUUGGCGUUACUGAAUGCUGCCUCCUUGCAUCUAUGGCGUAUGACCGCUGCAUUGCUAUAUGCAAACCGCUGCAAUACAUGACCAUCAUGAAUAAGAGGGUUUGCAUUCAGCUGAUAGGUGGCUCGUGUAUCUGUGGCACCCUCGUGGCUGUGGGGCACACAACCUUCACCUUCACACUUCCUUUCUGUGGGUCCAAUGUGAUCAACCACUUCUUCUGUGAGAUCCAGCCAGUGCUGAAGCUGGUGUGCGGGGACACCUACUGGAUUAAGUUCCAGAUCUCUGUGGGUGCUGCCUUUGUCCUCAUGAUGCCUUUCAUGCUGAUCCUGGUGUCCUACAUCUGUAUCAUCUCCACUAUCCUGAAAAUGCAGUCCGCCGAAGGCAGGCGCAGAGCCUUCUCCACCUGCUUCUCACACCUCAUUGUGGUGACGUUGUUCUACGGGACAGCACUUAUCAUGUACGUGCGCCCCAACUCCAGCUUCUCUCCAGAUGUGAACAAGUUACUCUCUCUGCUCUACUCAGUGGUGACUCCGAUCUUGAACCCCAUUAUCUACAGCCUCAGGAACAAGGAGGUGAAAGAUGCCUUGAGGAAAUCAGGGAUGAAGGUAUUUCAUCCACAAAAAAUAGGUAUAUUUUUCUCCAGNUUCCCAAAUAUUUCUCCUCCCAAAAGUUAA
Molecule: messenger RNA, 984 nt
Organism: Chelonoidis abingdonii (Abingdon island giant tortoise)
Lineage: Eukaryota; Metazoa; Chordata; Testudines; Testudinidae
Product: olfactory receptor 10C1-like
Biological process (GO): G protein-coupled receptor signaling pathway
Cellular component (GO): membrane
Molecular function (GO): G protein-coupled receptor activity; olfactory receptor activity
Source: RefSeq, a predicted model, not a curated record